UAAAAACAAAAUGGCUGGCCAUACCGCCGGAGAACCGCUAGAAUGCUACAGUAUCCCUAUUGUGUUAGAAAAAGAACAAGACAUUGAUCAACAUGGCAACCCAAUGCGAGAGCCUGAUGGAAAACCACGGUACAGAUGUGGGUUUAGGAUAGGGGGAGGCAUUGACCAAGAUCCAUCACAAAGUCCCCAGGGUUAUCCAGAUAAAGGUGUUUAUGUGACCUACAUCCAUGACAACAGUCCAGCCUCCCGGUGUGGAUUACAGUUACAUGAUAAAAUUCUCCAGGUGAAUGGUAAAGACUUUACUCUAGUUACACAUAAACAAGCAGUAGACAGCAUACGAAAGAAGCCUGUGCUGAAGAUGCUUGUGUACAGAAAGGGGGUGCCACCUCUACAGAAACCAGGGAACCAGAUGGUAGGACACACCCAGUUCCAAGCUUACCCCCACCACGGGCAGCAGCCAGCCUACGCCCCACAGUACCAGCCCCAGUACUAAGCUACAGCCAUGUGAUAGAUAGCCAUGCUGAUAGGGUCAUCUUUUAUAGCCAUAUUUACAUUCUGGGAACAAAAUUCACUUUAUUUAUUGUAAUUAGAACAUCUAUGUUUAUUAUGAUAAGCAAUUUUAAAUUCACUUUUUAAAAUCAGGGUUAUAUUUUAAAAUAAUUAUAAUAAUCAAGUAAAAUAACUGCUAAUUUGUUUACAAUUUCCAAUUGUUGGUAGCCAUGUGAAGUAUUGAAAACUUUCCUGUGGAAGUUUAGUUCUGCAGCAAAGUUUUCCACUGCCAGUGAAUGGUGAGAGUUAGUUCUGCAGCUAAGUUUUUCAGUGUCAGUGAAUGGUGAGGGUUAGUUCUGCAGCAAAGUUUUCCAGUGUCAGUGAAUGGUGAGGGUUAGUUCUGCAGCAAAGUUUUCCAGUGUCAGUGAAUAGUGUUUAAUGGUGGUGCUUUCAUUGCUAAUCAUGUCUUGGUAAAUGCUUGGUCUGAUCAGAGCAUUUUGCCUCAUGUUCAUCUCUUCCCUUCACCAGAAGUUAUUGCUAACAGUCAUUGCAAACUGCCGUAGAUUAAUACAAGGCAUUUACAUUGUAAAAUAAAUUGUGUGGUGUGAGUCAGUGUAUUCUAAUUUAAAAUUCAUCCAAUGGUUUUCUCUGACCUUCACAUACCAAAGUGUAGGAUAUUAUUGGAACCAAUGUUUACUUCAGAAAACAAGGUUUGCUAUUUCAUAAUGUCUAUGUUCUAAUUACAUGUUGAUAAUGUUCUAUAUUACAUUUUUUUGUUCUGUAUUACAUGUCAGUCUUUAUGUAUAACAGUAAGCGCAACAUGCCUUUGAAAGCAGGGUUGUAAAGUGCGUAGUUCACACAGAGAUUCUAACAUCUUCAUCCUUAAAUCACUGCAGGUACACGCCCAUUUUACUUCUUACAAAAACAUGUUCAGCUGCUUUAAAAAAAAUGUACUAAUUAGUUUUCUUUUUGUAUUUUAAUUAACAAGGCUGCCUAGUGCCAUUGAGGCUUUCAAUACAUCUGAUCUAUAAAUAGCACUGUUAUGGUUGUGUUCAUGCCAGAUUUCUUCAUGUUCUGUGACAUUUUCAUGUACCCACUCCCCCUAAGC
Messenger RNA from Physella acuta, 1597 nucleotides. RefSeq names its product tax1-binding protein 3 homolog. Gene Ontology annotation, cellular component: cell junction; basolateral plasma membrane. Lineage: Eukaryota; Metazoa; Mollusca; Gastropoda; Physidae. Gene Ontology annotation, biological process: cell-cell adhesion; receptor clustering; embryo development. The record is from RefSeq and is a predicted model, not a curated record. Gene Ontology annotation, molecular function: protein kinase binding.